Messenger RNA from Lactuca virosa, 1296 nucleotides. Lineage: Eukaryota; Viridiplantae; Streptophyta; Magnoliopsida; Asterales; Asteraceae. The record is from the annotation of a GenBank genome assembly.
AUGACCUCGAGAAAUGCAUCUACAAUAACUGUUUCUUCAUCGUCAAUCAAGUUAAAUCCAGGAUGUCAUAAAUUAAAAAGGAAGUUGGAAAAUUUAUCUCCUAUUCCAUUUAUUGACUUGACAACAGAUGUAGAAAAUAUGCAUGAAGUCAUUACUGAAAACCAAAUAAUUGGUAUUUCCAAAGAAUAUUUGGAUCAUGGUGAUCAAAUUGUGGUAUGUCAAACAUGUCAUGCAAAAUUAUGGAAAAAUGAAUUCAUUAGAGGAAAAGAAAGAGGAAACACAGAUUAUUCAUUAUGUUGUGGUUAUGGCAAUGUUCAACUUCCAUAUUUAAAGAACGCACCACCAACUUAUGAAAGAAUGUUUCGAGGAACGGAUUCUAAAAGCAAAAAAUUUAUGAAAAACAUUCGACGUUACAGUUCAAUGUUUUCUUUUACGUCGAUGGGUGGUAAAAUUGAUUCUUCAAUCAAUAGAGGAAAUGCUCCAUACAUUUUCAGACUUGGUGGUCAAAAUUAUCAUAGUAUUGGAAGCCUUUUACCACCAGAUGGAUCGCAACCAAAAUUCUCUCAGUUAUACAUUUAUGAUACGGACAACGAAAAUUCAAAUAGACAGAGAUGUUUUGGUGGGGAAAAGCAUCAAUCUACAUUAAUCGAUAAUGAUAUUAUUGAAGAUUUGAAGUUGAUAAGAGAUCGAGAUGGAAGGACAUAUAACCUACCAACUGCUUCUGAGGUUGCCGCUUUAAUUAUAGGUGACAUUUCUGAUUCAGUUGAAAAUAGAGAUAUCGUUGUUGAAACUAAGUCGGGAUUUCUACAGCGUAUCGGUGAAUUUCAUCCUUCUUACCUUCCUCUCCAAUAUCCGCUACUAUUUCCAUAUGGAGAUGAUGGUUACAGCGUUGAUAUUCUUCAUAGAGGGUUCUUCUAUAACGUAUUUAUUUUAUACAUAAACAAUGGACCUGAUAGAGCUACAGUUGGCAUUGUACGAAGCAAUAACGAGUGUGAUACUAAUGAUGCGGUUGAUGAAAUAAAUGAGUACUACGACUGUAGAUAUUUAUCUGCAUGUGAAGCAUCAUGGCGAAUUUUUAAAUAUGAUGUUCAUUACAGGUAUCCUUCUGUGGUUAGACUGCCUUUUCAUCUUCCUGGUCAACAACAAAUUAUAUAUGGGGAAGACGAUGAUAUUGACGAUGUUCUGGACAAACCUUCUGUUGCUUCUUCAAUGUUCACAACUUGGAUGGAGUGUAAUGCAUUUAAUGCUGAUGCACGGAAACUUACGUAUGUUGAAUUUCCUACAAAGUUUGUUUGA